Molecule: messenger RNA, 219 nt
Organism: Mesorhabditis belari
Lineage: Eukaryota; Metazoa; Nematoda; Chromadorea; Rhabditida; Rhabditidae
Source: the annotation of a GenBank genome assembly
AUGCGUGAACAGAGCAAAACAAAAAUCCAUCUCACGACUCUCUAUGACUUUGCUAAAGACAAUUAUAAGUUGUACAAAGAAUGGAUGGUCGAGCAUUUCAAGCAGACUUGCGAUGAUUUAACCGAAGAUGAGAAUGUCUUGGAAGAUGUUUAUGUAGAGCUUGUUUCUGUAGAGGACUUUGAAUUGUCUGGAAAUUUGGAGAUCCGGGACACGCUUGCA